Marchantia polymorpha subsp. ruderalis is the source of this 1894-nucleotide messenger RNA. NCBI's taxonomy places the organism in Eukaryota, Viridiplantae, Streptophyta, Marchantiopsida, Marchantiales, Marchantiaceae. The record is from the annotation of a GenBank genome assembly.
GAUCCUGCAAAGCUGGCCGGAUCAAAUUCCGGUCUCACCAUUGAAGCUCCACAGGCGCUGCAGUAGACGCAUUGUGUGUGGACGACAACCAGAGGAUUCUUGAAUUCUUUUACUCCUUCCCCCAUCCGAUUUUGCUGCUGCCGUCGUCGUUGUGUCCGGAUGAUGGCGGCAUUAUCGUCCGCACAUCUGCUUCCGUUCGGCUCCCUGCCGUCGCUGCAGGCGAUGGGCAGCAGACCACGCGCUGUAUCUUUUUCUGCCUCCAGCAGUAGCCAGCAGUAUGGAUCUAGUUCUCACAUUUGCCGGGUAUCGACGGUUUCCCCCAGUACUGUCACUCCACCAGAUUCAGACCCGGAGAACGGAUUUUCAGCAGAACAACGAGAAUGGAAUGUUUCAACUCAGCUGCUCCAUAGUGAAGGCACAUUUGAUAGCUUUGCGGCAAUGUCUCCUCCUCUCUAUCAAACUGCUACAUUCAGACAGCCUUCGGCGACCGAGGGUGGACCUUAUGACUACACCAGAAGUGGCAAUCCGACACGUGACUCGUUAGAAAUGUUGUUGGCCAAACUAGAUGGAGCUGAUCGAGCUUUUUGUUUUACUUCUGGCAUGGCUGCUCUAACAACUGUCAGCCAUCUUUGCGAAGCAGGUCAAGAAAUCCUCGUCGGCGAUGACAUAUAUGGUGGGUCAGACAGACUUCUAUCAAGAAUUGUUCCGAAGAACGGGGUUACGGUCAAACGAGUUGACAUGGGUAAUCUUGAGGAAGUACAAGCAGCUAUCGGUCCCAAAACUAGGCUAGUUUGGCUUGAGAGUCCAACCAACCCUCGGAUAAUGAUUUGUGACAUUCGGGGAAUAGCAGAUAUUGCGCACAAGUCGGGAGCGUUGUUGAUGGUUGACAAUAGCAUUAUGUCUCCUAUCCUCUCCAAGCCUCUCGAGUUGGGUGCAGACAUUGUUAUGCACUCUGCUACUAAAUUCAUUGCUGGCCACAGUGAUGUUAUGGCUGGUGUGCUGGCCGUGAAGGGCGAAAGUCUUGCGAAGGAGAUAUACUUCCUUCAAAAUGCUGAGGGUACAGGCUUAGCACCGUUUGACUGCUGGCUAUGCCUCCGUGGUAUCAAGACCAUGGCGCUUCGCGUUGAACGACAACAGGCCAACGCGCAAAAGAUUGCGGAAUUCCUACUGAGUCAUCCCCGUGUUAAGAAAGUAAACUAUGCCGGCUUACCUGGACACACCGGGCAUGAUCUGCAUUUUUCUCAGAGCAAAGGGGCAGGAUCUGUAUUGAGUUUCACAACAGGCUCACUGGCCGUCUCCAAACAUAUCGUUGAAAGCACGAAACUUUUCAGCAUCACAGUUAGCUUUGGGAGUGUGUCAUCGCUCAUCAGUUUACCCUGCUUCAUGUCUCAUGCAAGCAUUCCUGCUCAUGUUCGUGAAGAAAGGGGAUUACACGAAGAUUUAGUCCGACUUUCUGUUGGGAUAGAAGACGUUGAUGAUUUAAUCGCCGACUUGGAACAAGCCUUUAGAACCGCACCUGCAUAGGGAAACGAACUCGUACUAGCCUCUUUCUUACAAAUUCAACGUACAAAUUGUUCGUAGAUAUCGAUUACUUUUCAAAAUAGCCACGAUUCCAGUAAUGUGAGCUUUUCUUUCAAGUAGCAUGCAUUAGAAGUAUAUUAUCCGGCAAUUAAUCUUGAUUCUGGCGUAGAGAAGCGUGCUAUGAUCUAAGCCGUCGGUGUUCUGCUCACGGGCAUAUGCUGAUGUGAAACAUACCACAUUAUGUGCCAUUGUACCUUAGAGGUUUCUAGUUCAGGAAUUGAGUAUCAAAAUGAGGACAAACAUCUUAUUCCUUGUACAGUGUUGGUAGGAAAUAAUAUUGCGCAUAGCUACUCGAUUUCAGAGCUUUGUCACG